Symbiodinium pilosum is the source of this 333-nucleotide messenger RNA. The record is from the annotation of a GenBank genome assembly. NCBI's taxonomy places the organism in Eukaryota, Dinophyceae, Suessiales, Symbiodiniaceae.
AUGGAGUGCAGCACGAAGAAAGCCAAACAUAGUCGAAAAGCGCGAACUGAAAUUGUCACGUCGGUGCUUUGUGCCGCAGCGGCACUGGGGUCCGUCGAUAUCGUUGGCAUGCUUCUGGACUCUGGGGCCGCUAUCAACAAUGGCAUGACGACCGAUGGAGUCUUGACAGGGACACCGCUGUCUGUGGCAUGCGAAAAUGGCCACAUGGAUGUCGUUCGAUUGCUUUUGGAUGGCCGGGCCGACGUGAGUUCCUGUUCCCCUGCACAAGCAGCGGGCAAGAACAAUCAUGAUGGCAUCGUCGAACUAGUCAGUGGUUUUCAUUUGGACAGUUGA